UCUUUCUACAUUUCUUCUUACAGAACUUUUACAAAUUGUGGAUGAAACAAAACGUAGGCAUUCUGAGAUCAAAGAGUUUUCCAUUAAAACUAUAAUAAAAAUCCUUAAUGACUUGGUAUUUCAAGGUGUUGAAGUUCAACUCAAAAUUUUACAGACUAUCCCACCUUUGAUAAAUAAUUAUCAAUCAUUACAAGGCGAUCUUCUUAUUGACGCGUUAUUAAUAUGUUUUCGUAUUCAAGACUCAAAAGCUGUUGUAGUCAGUAACACUGCUGCUGCUACAUUGCGUCAAUUGGUAAUCAACAUUUUUGAAAAAAUUCUUUUAGAAGACGAAAUAAAUGACAAAGUUAUUUCAAUGGAGAUAUUUCAUGGAAUUUGUAUGGAUGGUGCUCUUUUACGUACUGUUUAUUAUUCUUAUGAUAAACAAAAUCAUUCUACAAAUGUAUAUAAGGAAAUGAUUAGUGCUUUUGGUAGAUUAGCAACUGAGAAACCACAAACAUUAGGUAAAAGUGGUAAUUCACUAAAUGGAAAUUCAUGUCAGUCAAUAGAAGAUGACGGACUAACAAACAUUGGUGGUGGCCUGAAUCCACCACAAAUUCCAGAAACUUAUCUUUAUUAUUUGACUCUUUUAUGUCUAAAUUCAAUUGUGGAUGGCCUUCACGAUUUUGUAAUAAAAAAUCUUACAAAUGUUAUUCAAUAUCAAAAGAAAUCAACUUUACAAUCUAAAUCUCAAAUCCUUGUGGCUGAUAUGGCAAAUACUUCAUGGCCUGGAUUGCUUGCUGCACUUUCAUUUUUCCUUUCUACAAACCUUGAUGAAGAUUUAUUUCAUAAUGUUUUACGCGCUUAUCAAAAUUUCACUAUUGUUUGUGGCUUUCUUCAUCUUUCAACUCCUCGUGAUGCUUUUAUAACUUGUUUAUGUAAAAGCGUUAUUCCUCAUAUUACUAUGCCACCUAUGCUACCAUCAGAAAAUAAUGCAUGUGAAACUGAAA
This is a messenger RNA of Racocetra fulgida, 986 nucleotides long. The record is from the annotation of a GenBank genome assembly. NCBI's taxonomy places the organism in Eukaryota, Fungi, Glomeromycota, Glomeromycetes, Diversisporales, Gigasporaceae.